Molecule: messenger RNA, 1371 nt
Organism: Penicillium salamii
Lineage: Eukaryota; Fungi; Ascomycota; Eurotiomycetes; Eurotiales; Aspergillaceae
Source: the annotation of a GenBank genome assembly
AUGGCCCAACAAGACGCAAUAGAACGGAUAGACUCCGGCUGUCACGAUAGUACAGACGGAGUCGCUGGGAAUAAAAACGAGGAAAUGAUCAAAGCAGGAACAUUACCAUUUUUGGUCGAAAACCUCACGCGACACGACAAACUCGACGCUGCCUUCAAUCGAACGUUCCUUGCCACCUACACCUACUUCACCUCAGGGUCCGAGCUUCUCGACCAUCUCGUCGAUCGAUUUGAUAAUACCCCUCCUCCCUCAACGAUUCAAACCGAAAUCGAACAAUGGUCAAUACACACAAUACCUCUCAUUCGAUUACGCGUUGUCAACAUCUUGAGACAAUGGCUCGAGCACUUCUGGAGCGAGCCGAAAGGUCCCGAAACAGAUGAGCUUCUACACAAAAUGCGAUUGUUCGUAGAGCGCGUCAAUUCAUCAGCCGAAACCCCAACUCAACAGCUUGACCUCAUCAUCCAACGUCGAAUAUCCGGUCAACCGUAUACCAAAAGAUCACAUCCCUCAAUCUCCAAUCCGCCAAAACCUAUUCUCCCACGCAAAUUGGAUAAACUCCAAUUCAUAAAAAUUGACGCGAAGGAAAUCGCGCGACAAUUAACGAUAAUGGAAGCGCAAACAUUCAACAAGAUCCAGCGCCAGGAAUUCCUCCACAAAAACUGGCAAAAGAAAACCACACCACUAGUCGCACCGAACGUGCGGUGGCUAAUUCGACAUUCAAACCAACUCUCAAAUUGGGUUUGCGGGACCGUGCUCGCAGAGUCGGAUCUGAAAAAGCGCGCUCAAGUGGUAGAUCAUCUAGUCAAUAUUGCCACAACAUGUCAUCAACUUCAAAAUUACUCUGCUGUGAUAUCUAUUCUGUCGGGGCUAGAAAGCGCUCCUAUUUACCGACUUGCUCGCACAUGGGCUAUGGUUACAGAACGUAGUUGCAACCUGCUCAGACCAUUACAGGCGAUGAUUGUCAGUUCGCAGAAUUACCAGGCAUAUCGUGAGACAUUGCGGGUUGCUGUACCACCGUGCAUACCAUUUCUUGGGCUUUUCUUGAAAGACUUGACGUUCAUCGAAGACGGCAAUCCAGCUUUGACACCAGAGGGGAUGAUCAAUUUUCACAAAUAUGCAAUGCUAGCGACUACCGUGCAAGAUGUUCAGCGAUGGAAAGAAGCCCCAUAUUGUUUGCAACCUGUACCGGAGUUGCAAGAGUACUUUACCAAGCAACUACAUUCGGCUGUUGAGCUACAUGAGAUGUGGGAUAAGAGUUGUGAAUUGGAGCCAAAAGGUCGUGGGCUUGGCAACAGACCGAGGGAUCUGUACACUCCCACCGGAGGGAUGUCGGCUUCUAUGGUGGUUGCUUGCAUGGUUUUGGAUGACUGA